Molecule: messenger RNA, 2989 nt
Organism: Monopterus albus (swamp eel)
Lineage: Eukaryota; Metazoa; Chordata; Actinopteri; Synbranchiformes; Synbranchidae
Gene: dnajc10
Product: DnaJ (Hsp40) homolog, subfamily C, member 10
Exons: 25
Coding region: 184-2568 (794 amino acids)
Biological process (GO): IRE1-mediated unfolded protein response
Cellular component (GO): endoplasmic reticulum lumen
Molecular function (GO): misfolded protein binding; oxidoreductase activity, acting on a sulfur group of donors, disulfide as acceptor; protein-disulfide reductase activity
Source: RefSeq, a predicted model, not a curated record
AAUAGGGCCUUUAUGGUGAAAAUCCGUAAGCGGAAAUAGGAAGUGUGCUGUUUUGUGUAAACUUGAUGCCGGUCUGAGCCGGACGCUGAUGCGGAUCCUCAGUUCCACACUUGCAGAAGUUAGAACGCCUCUAAGUUUCUCUGGUGCUAUCUGGUUAUUGUGGUUGUACUGGGAGGUCCGGUGAUGGGGUACAGGGUUGUCCUCGGGGUUCAGCGGCCCCGUCCUGUCCAGCUCAGGCUGUUGCUGCUGCUGCUCCCCAUCUUGCUGUUGGCGGUUUGGGCAGAGACCCGAGACUACUAUGAUCUGCUGGGAGUUAGCAGGGAGGCCACGACGAGAGAGAUACGACGAGCCUUCAAGCAGCUGGCGCUCACCAUGCACCCCGACAAAAACCCUGGUGACCCCUCAGCCCAUGAGAAGUUCCUGCAGGUGAAUCGAGCAUAUGAGGUUUUGAAGGAUGAAGACCUCAGGAAGAAAUAUGACAAAUAUGGGGAAAAGGGACUGGACGAGCAGCAGGGAGGACGCUACGAGAGCUGGAACUACUACCGCUAUGACUUCGGUAUCUAUGAUGAUGACUUGGAGAUCAUCACGUUGGACAGUGGAGAUUUUGAGGCAGCAGUAGACUCUGGAGAGAUCUGGUUCAUCAACUUCUAUUUCCCACGGUGUUCACACUGUCACCAGCUGGCUCCAACGUGGAGGGAGUUUGCCAAGGAGAUGGACGGAGUGAUCAGGAUCGGAGCGGUGAACUGUGGAGACAACAACCACCUGUGCAGGAGGAAAGGCAUCAACAGCUACCCCAGCUUGUUUAUAUACAGAGCAGGACAGAGACCAGAGAAGUUUAAUGGGGAGCGUACUAAAGACAACUUGGUCCGCUUCUCCAUGCAGUUUAUCACAACAACUGUCACUCAGCUCUGGCAAGGUAACGUGUUCAGCGAGAUAGAGAGUGCAUUCUCAGCAGGGCUCGGCUGGCUGAUCACCUUCUGCUCCGACACUGGAGGUAAUACGCAUCCAAUAACAAGACAGAAGCUAUCAGGAAUGCUGGAUGGUCUGGUUAAGGUGGGAUGGAUGGACUGCACCACACAGAAAGAGCUCUGUGCCAGCUUCCAGGUGACCAGUGGAGCGACUGCCUUGUUCCCACCUGGAAGUUCUUUGGAUCAGCAGGGCAGCGUACUGUGGCUGAAUACUCUGGACAGUAAAGAGAUUUACAGUCAGGUCAUCAGCCAUCUGCCUGAUCUGGAGCUGCUGACCACUGACACCUUCCAGAGGAAACUGGCCCGUCAUCGCUGGCUGGUCAGUUUUACCUUUGGAGACAGAAGCACCUCCUCCAACGAGUACAAGAAGCUGCAAGCUUUCCUCAGAAGUGACCACAUACAGGUUGGCAGAGUAGACUGUACAGCAGAUUCAGAGUUGUGUCAGUCGCUCUACAUCCACAAACGUUGUGUGGCCGUCUUCAAAGGACUGGGAAUCCAUGACUUUGAGAUCCACCACGGUAAAGAUGUGUUGUACAACAUCGUGGGGUUUGCGAGGGACAGUGUCCGGGCCUAUGUGACAACACUGAGGCCUGACAACUUCCCUUCGGACAGAAAGGAGCCUUGGCUGGUCGACUUCUUCGCUCCGUGGUGUCCUCCGUGCCGAGCUUUACUGCCUGAAUUGAGAAAAGCGUCCAUCCAUUUGGCUGGACAGAUGAAAUUUGGCACUUUGGACUGUACCAUUCACCACAGCCUCUGCUCCAUGUAUAACAUUCAGGCGUAUCCGACGACGAAGAUUUUCAAUGGUUCUUCUGUUCAUGAAUACGAAGGACAACAUUCAGCUGAUGGCAUCCUGGAGUUCAUACAGGAUCUGGUCAAUCCGUCUGUGGUGGUCCUGGAUCCUUCCAGCUUCACUGAGAAAGUCAAAGGUCGAGCUGAAGGGCAGAUCUGGGCGGUGGAUUUCUACGCUCCAUGGUGUGGUCCCUGUCAGGCGCUGAUGCCAGAGUGGAGACGCAUGGCCAGGAUGCUGUCGGGUCAGAUCCUGGUGGGCUCAGUUGAUUGUCAGCGGUUUCAGUCGCUCUGUCAGAGUCAGAGUGUGAGGGCCUACCCUGAAAUACGAUUGUAUCCCAGCAACACACAGCAGCCAGAGCGCUACAUGACUUACAACGGUUGGCACAGAGAUGCUCGUUCACUGAAGACAUGGGCACUAAGUUCUUUACCCAGAGUGUCGGUGGACCUGACUCCAGACUCCUUCAGGUCUCUGGUUCUGUUGGGUCAGGAUGACUGGGUCCUGGAUUUUUAUGCCCCCUGGUGUGGACCCUGUCAAACCUUUGCGCCAGAAUUUGAGGUCCUGGCUCGGAUUCUUAAAGGGGAGGUUCGAGCAGGGAAGGUCGACUGUCAGGCUCACUAUCAGACCUGUCAGUCAGCUGGAAUCACCGCCUACCCAACCGUCAGGUUUUACCCGCACCUGGGAACAAGGAGGUAUGAACGUGGCGGGGAAUACAUCAAUAGCCGAGACGCUAACGUGAUCGCUGACACCAUCAGGCAGCAACUACAACAUCUGUCACCACGGUUACGCAACAAACCAAAGGAUGAGCUCUGACGAUCUCGGGGUUGUGCCAUGAGACAGGCCAGCAGUCCGAUGGGUCGUGGAGGGACAGAGGUGGAUUUGAUUGGUCCAAGGAUCAGUCUGUUAACACUCCUAGAUAACACAGACAGACAUAAGGACACUAAAUGCUGUGUUGAAUGUAUUGAACACUUCUGCCUUGUUUUCAUUUGUUUAAUUUUGUCUCCAUUGUUUGUAUUUACUCUAUGAAGUAAGGCUGUGGGACACUGUACAGUACAAUAUCUGAGACCACAAGACAUUUCAUAACACCACCCAGGGCUCUGGGAAAUUUUAAGAGACAUUUUUCUCAAUUUGACAUUUACACCAGACAUUUUAUGAAGAAGAGAACGAAGUUACAGAAUCUUCUCUUAUUCACUUUACAUGUAGGCUUGAGCAUCCUUUGUAUCCUUUACAGUGG